AUGGAUUCUCGUUCACUACCUCCUGAUAUCAACAUAGUACCUGAGCAUUGUCCAGAAGCUGUAAGAGAAUGGUACCGCUUAACAGGACUACAUGAUCCUAAAGAAAGUGCUGGUAGAAAGGAUUUGACUUUGAAAGCAAAACAACAUCUUCUUUCUUUGGGUUGGAAGUUAUGGUACAUUGACAAAAAUGGUAAGCGGGAAUUGCGUUAUACUUCUCCUAACAAUGGGAAAAACCAUAUUACUCUUAAAAAAGCCUGCAAGAGUUGCAUUGAAGAAGGAGGGUGUUCCCUCAAACACCCUUCAACUCCAGCACCAGUAACAGCAGCAACAAUAAUUUCUUUGUCUCCAUCACAGUCGAAAAAGCGUCCUAGAGAAUCCGAGGAAGCUGGAGCUAGAGCAUUUUCUUUUUCUCAACUACAGCCGACGGAGCGACAGAGAAAAUCUGAGGAAACAGCAGCAACAUCAAUUUAUUCGUCCUGUUUACUUUCUGAAGAGCAACCGAGAGAAUCCGAGGAAGAAGUGACAACAACAUCAAUAUAUUGGUCUCCAUUACAGUCGAAUGAGCAACUGAGAGAAUCCGUGGAAGCAGCAGCAACAACAACAAUUUCUUUGUCUCCAUUACAGUCGAAAGAGCGACUGAGAGAAUCUGAGGAAGCAGCAGCAAUAUCAAUAUAUUCAUCUCCAUUACAGCUGAAAGUGCAACCGAAGGAAUCCGAGGUAUCAGUAGCAAGAGGAUUUUCUUUGUCUCCAUUUCAGUCGAUUGAGCGACUGAGAGCAUCUGAUGAAGCAGCAGCAACAACAAUUUCUUCGUCUCCAUUACAGUUGAAAGAGCAACCGAGAGAAUCUGAGGAAGCAUUAGUAAGAGCAUUUUACUUGUCUCCAUUACAGUCGAAAGAGCGACUGCGAGAAUGCGAGGAAGCAGCAGCAACAUUAAUUUAUUCGUUUCCAUUACAGAUAAAAGAGCAAUGGAGAGAAUCUGAUGAAGCAGCAUCAAAAACAAUUUCUCUGUCUCCAUUACAGCCGAAAAAGCAACCAAAUGAAUCCGAGGAAGCAGCAGCAAUAGCAAUGUCUUUGAAAUCCUUUGAAUUUACUUCUAAUGAGGAUUCUGAAGCCUCUAGUUUCAUUUCUGUUAAAAAAGCCACGGUUACUACAUUAUCAACAUCAACGGAAAAUGAGAAGCAUGUGAUUCAAUCUAAACCAGAAGUUACUAAUUCGGUGGGUAGUGGUAAAAGAGGGAAGGUAUUAAAGAGAGAAGGUAUAAGGGAAAGGUAUUCACUUGUUUCUUGGUUGAUAAAGAAUAAAGUUUUGGUUUCAGGGACUAAUGUGCUCUGUCGUGGUAGUAACAAUGUUGUUACAAGCGGGAGUAUAUAUUGUGAUGGUAUUGUUUGUGAUUGUUGUAAUGUUAAUUUCACUCUCGCUGGAUUUAAGGAUCAUGCUGGUUGUACAAGACCUACAUCAUCCACUGGUAUCUUCUUGGAAGAUGGAAGGUCGUUGUUGGAAUGUCAAAGGGAAGCUAUGAGUUCACGUGAUCAAAAUGAUAAUCAUUGUAUUGCCGAAGCAAACUAUGAAGCAAAUAAUGAUACUGUUUGUUCUAUUUGUGGUUUUGGACGUGACAUAGUACUAUGUGAUCGAUGUCCUUCUGCAUUCCACCUCAGUUGUUUAGAUCUUGAUCGAGUUCCGGAUGGUGAUUGGUUCUGUCCAACUUGUUGUUGCAAAAUAUGUUGUCGACCUAAAUGUAAACAAGAAUGUACAGAUACCAAUGAUAACAAUAUUCUUGUUUGUGUUCAAUGUGAGCAGAAAUUUCACUUUGGGUGUGUAAAGGCAACAGGAUAUGAAUCUAGUCACAUGGAGAGUAAUGUUAAAAAGAAGAAUUGGUUUUGCAAUAUAGUUUGCGUGAACAGGUUCAUAUGUCUAAAGAAGCUAUUGUGGAAACCAAUUAAGGUUGCAGACAAUCUAACUUGGACACUGUUGAAGAAUGUGAAUAGUGAUGAUGAUGGCAGAGAUUUUUCUUCUGAUGAGUUUAGUCAAAAGAAGCGUAAGUUAAAUGUGGCUCUUCAUGUAUUGUAUGAGAGUUUUUAUCCAACUAUUGAUGCUUUAUCUGGAAGAGAGUUGAUUAGAGACAUUGUUUUUAGUAGAGACUCGGUACAUAAGCGCUUGAACUUUUGUGGUUUCUAUAAUGUGAUUUUGGAGAAAAUGGAGGAAGUGAUUUCGGUGGCUACUAUAAGGAUUUAUGGUCACAAGGUUGCUGAGAUAGUUUUCUUGGCCACCAAGAAAGAACAUCGAGGACAAGGAAUGUGUCGUUUGUUGAUGGAUGAACUUGAGAAACAAUUGACUCGCUUAGGAGUAGAAAGCAUGGUUUUGCAUUCAUCCGAGGAUGCUAUAGACACAUGGACAAAAUCUUUUGGUUUUGAGAGGAUGACAGGUAAAGACAAGCGUCAAUUUGUUGAUAUUACUUUCUUAGAAUUUCAGGACACUGUCAUGUGCCUUAAACCACUGAAGAAACCUAAAUGGCCUUACACUGCGUGGCUGUAG
This is a messenger RNA of Medicago truncatula (barrel medic), 2532 nucleotides long. RefSeq lists its product as uncharacterized. Gene Ontology annotation, molecular function: transcription corepressor activity; acyltransferase activity, transferring groups other than amino-acyl groups. The transcript has a single exon. Gene Ontology annotation, cellular component: nucleus. The record is from RefSeq and is a predicted model, not a curated record. NCBI's taxonomy places the organism in Eukaryota, Viridiplantae, Streptophyta, Magnoliopsida, Fabales, Fabaceae. Gene Ontology annotation, biological process: negative regulation of DNA-templated transcription; regulation of transcription by RNA polymerase II. The coding region runs from base 1 to 2532 and encodes 843 amino acids.